AUGACGAUGCAAGCCAUGCCCGAGCAGAGGCAGCACUGGCAGCAGUGGCAGCCAGUUUUGAGCCCUUCAGGAGCCCCUUUGGAGACUGCAGGAAGGGAGCUCCGGACUGGAGAAAUGCCGAGUAGGACUCCUGGGACUGUCAAUGCUUACAGCCCGGAGAAUCUCAAGGUCAAGACAUACGACCAGCUAGCGGAGCUUUGUAUCCCACAGGUUGCUGAUGCACAAUGGAGCUCAUCGGAGGUCGCAGAGUCACAGAUGCCGGUGGCCUGCGCGGCCACCCCCUCGUCGGCCUGCCCUCGGAUCACUUUAGGCGCAGAGAUUUUCAAGGGCCAGUGGCGGGAUUCUUUGGGAAACCAGGUCUUUGUGUGUUUUGAAGACGAGCUUUGCAAGAUCCUGGUGGCACAUUUGUCACGUCCCCCCCGGCCUGACAUCAAGCUGUCCAUGUGGCCGGUGCCUUUUGGUGGAGGCUGGCAAUGCGGAAACACCGUGUUGGACGCCACCUGUGUGACCCGGCACGACCAUCAGGGGGGAACUGUACUACAUCAACCAAAUCCCUGA
This is a messenger RNA of Cladocopium goreaui, 558 nucleotides long. The record is from the annotation of a GenBank genome assembly. Lineage: Eukaryota; Dinophyceae; Suessiales; Symbiodiniaceae.